This is a messenger RNA of Asterias rubens (European starfish), 1077 nucleotides long. Its product is annotated as cannabinoid receptor 1-like. The coding region runs from base 1 to 1077 and encodes 358 amino acids. NCBI's taxonomy places the organism in Eukaryota, Metazoa, Echinodermata, Asteroidea, Forcipulatida, Asteriidae. Gene Ontology annotation, cellular component: membrane. The transcript has a single exon. The record is from RefSeq and is a predicted model, not a curated record. Gene Ontology annotation, biological process: G protein-coupled receptor signaling pathway. Gene Ontology annotation, molecular function: G protein-coupled receptor activity.
AUGGAUCUGCUACCAGCUUUCGGGGCCAACUCACCUUUGAGAAACUGCACGAACUGCACCAACACAACAAGCUUAUUAAGGGACGAUGUGAGCUACGUAUUUUACUACAUCGGCCUGUCCUGUAAUUUGCCUAUAUGUAUAGCAUACAUCUCGGCGUUGAUCCUCAUUUUGAAGCACCGUUGCCUCCACGACGCAUCAAACUUUUUUCUUGCAAACCUUCAAGUUGCUGGGCUCCUCUUCAAUAUUGCUGUCCUCAUCUUCUGCUUGUUUUCUCGCUCCUCUUCGGAGGACAUUGCACCCCUGACAAUCACCGGGCUGACUGGUGUGUUUCAGCUGACGAUUGGUGGCUUUUGCUUCAGCUCCGUAGUCGUUGGUGCCGACAGGUUUUAUAAAAUCUCCAGACCAAUGCGUUAUAUGCAAUUUGUCACAAAUAAACUUAGUGUGUACAUCAUUAUCGGGUUGUGGAGUGUUCUCAUCAUUCUUCUUCUCGUGUGGCAAGUCGGGGCAUUUGCCACGGUGGGAUUCCAGUUUCCCUCAGAUGAUGAAUUGAAAACCGAGGUGGCCCUGAAUUACAGGUCCUUGAUGAUUUUCAUUGACGUCGUGGCUAUCCCUUGCUUGGUUAUAAAGACGUGUUUAUGCGUUGGCUUGGUGCGAAUCGCCAGAGCCCAUAAGAGGAGAAUCCGGGAUGAACAACUGGCCCUGGCAGUCGUCUGCAGUCGCAUCAGAGAAUGUGAACCCUCGACCAGCAACUCGUCACCCAAAACGCAGCAGAAAGAUACCGCGGGUCCGAAACUUAAGCCAUGUCAAAACGCAAACAAAGAGACAAACUAUUUCGUGACGUAUGUGACUCUCUUCGUAUUGUGUUGGUUCUCGUUUAUUGCACUGAACAACAUCGGUGCAUUUGGCCGCACUGACGUCUCUGUUGAAACAUUCUUUACUCAGAUUAGUGGCCAGUCUUUGGCUCCACUAACUCAAGUAUUUUUUGGGACGAUGUUUUUGACAUACUCGCAGUCUGAACACAGAAAAGUUCUUGGUGAGAUUCUGCGCUCUUUUCGGGCGAAAUUCAAAUGCUUUUAG